AUGGAGAGCGGACACAUCUGCUGCCGCCCUUCACUUCAGGGGUUUAGCUCCCGCAGAUGUUCCAAAGGACAACACGGGGCCGGGGAAUUCUGGAGGCCUUGGAUCCCCACCCAAAGAGAUGCAGAGAGACAGCUGAGAAGAAAUCAAAGUGUGCUGUAUAGUCCAUAUGGGAUGACAGAAGCCUCAGGAAAACUUACCCAAUAUACACAUCCAGUUAGACUAUUUUGGCCCAAGUCAAGGUGCUAUGAUUACUUAUAUCGAGAAGCUGAAGCACUUCUGAAAAACUUCCCAGUUCAAGCCACAAUUUCCUUCUAUGAAGACUCAGAUAGUGAAGAUGACAAUGUUGAACUGGAGCAAGAUUCGGGAAUAGAAUCAGAUUGCUAA
Terrapene triunguis (Three-toed box turtle) is the source of this 384-nucleotide messenger RNA. It is a transcript of the gene RIPPLY2, whose product is annotated as ripply transcriptional repressor 2. Gene Ontology annotation, cellular component: nucleus. The coding region runs from base 1 to 384 and encodes 127 amino acids. The transcript is spliced from 4 exons. Gene Ontology annotation, biological process: embryonic pattern specification; negative regulation of transcription by RNA polymerase II. The record is from RefSeq and is a predicted model, not a curated record. NCBI's taxonomy places the organism in Eukaryota, Metazoa, Chordata, Testudines, Emydidae.